Molecule: messenger RNA, 1517 nt
Organism: Ictalurus furcatus (blue catfish)
Lineage: Eukaryota; Metazoa; Chordata; Actinopteri; Siluriformes; Ictaluridae
Product: Fc receptor-like protein 5
Exons: 5
Coding region: 1-1050 (349 amino acids)
Biological process (GO): cell surface receptor signaling pathway
Molecular function (GO): transmembrane signaling receptor activity
Source: RefSeq, a predicted model, not a curated record
AUGAUUUUAUUUAUUUAUUUUUACAUUUGUUGUCCAUCAGAUGCGGCAGAGGCAGUAGUGAGUGUGUCUCCACUGCGCUGGCUGACUGAAGGAGACUCAGUGACUCUAAGCUGUGAGGUUAAACACUCCUCUACAGGCUGGACAUUCAGCUGGUACACAGAGGUUCCCUCCAGAGACAGUCAGGGUUCCCUCAGGUACAGUACAGCGCUCCUCUCAGACAGCAGCAGAGGAUCUGGAGGCUCCUACACUCUCAGUCCUGUUACUGUGAAGCACACAGGAGUUUAUAUGUGCAGAGCAGAGAGAGGAGAACCGGUCUUUCACACACGGGACAGUAACCUACAGCCACUGUGCAUCACUGGUGAAUCUCCUCCAGUGUCUCUGAUCAUCAAUCCCAGCAGAACUCAACACUUUACUGCUGACUCUCUCUCACUGAGCUGUGAGGACCAGAGUGACUCUACUGGAUGGACAGUGAGAGGAUACACACACAGUGAGACAGUGUCUGAUUGUUCAUCAGUUUCAGGAUCUACAUGUAACAUCAGCUCCCUCUCUACAUCACACACUGGAGUUUACUGGUGUCAGUCUGAAUCUGGAGGACGCAGUAAUCCUGUCAACAUCACAGUGCACCAUGGUCAUGUGAUCCUGGACAGUCCUGUCCAUCCUGUGACUGAGGGACAUCCUCUGACUUUACAUUGUUUAUCUCGCAACUCAAAUACCUCAGCUUCUGGUGUUGAUUUCUAUAAAGAUGGUUCAGUCCUGCAGAACAAGACUACAGGAGAGAUGACCAUCAGUACUGUCUCAAAGUCAGAUGAAGGUUUCUACCACUGUAAACACCCAGAGAGAGGAGAGUCACCCAAAAGCUGGGUUUCAGUCAGAGUUCUAUCAGAUGGAAAAGCUCCACUGUUGGUACUGAAGCUCCUCAGCAGUGCAGUAGCGGCCUCUCCGUAUGUGCUGGUGACCAUCAUUCUGGCAGUGAAAUGUUACAGAGCUCGAACUGACCCUGAUGAGGACAACAGACCAUACAGAGUGAUAGAAGCUGAAGUGUCUGUCUGAGUCUCAGGUGUUUACAUUAUUUUUUAUCAUCUAGCGUUUAUAUAACAGCAGCUCCCCGUGCAACAGAGAACACUGCAUUUAGCCCAUGGAGCUGUAACAUGAUGAACGAACGACUCUGACCCGAAGACUCGAGAGCUGAAAUAAUUAUUUCUGUUUCCGGGGAACAGACGUGAGAAAUGCGACGUGACAAAAGAAAGAACGACUCGGAUCGGGAGGUGAGGUGAACUAACAGACUGUAUAGCCUGAAGACCUAAUGCUAAGCUAUUAAUUAAUCAUUUCUGUUUCUCAUAAUUUGGCCUUGGCUGCAAUAGCCUAUAUUUUAUUUUUUAUUCCAAAUGUGAUCAACGUUUGCGUAAGUACUAGAUGUGUUGGUGAAUUUAACAUGUAACAUUUUAAUUAUAUUCUGCUGAAAUGAAAGAAAUUACUUGAAAAUAGAUUUGUUCAUUUUGCUGAACGCGAUUCAAAGA